Molecule: messenger RNA, 1718 nt
Organism: Schistosoma mattheei
Lineage: Eukaryota; Metazoa; Platyhelminthes; Trematoda; Strigeidida; Schistosomatidae
Source: the annotation of a GenBank genome assembly
AAUGAACACUCUAUUCAGGCGUGAUAGAACUCCAAAACAUCCAGCCUCAUACUCUCUCAAAACUGAAACCGAAAUUGAGCACUCGCGGUCAGUUCGGGUAUUUUGGUCCGAAACAAUGGCGAGUGCUGUACGCAAGAAACUUGUUAUUGUUGGCGAUGGUGCAUGUGGAAAAACUUGUUUACUUAUUGUAUUCAGCAAAGACCAGUUUCCCAAAGUAUAUGUUCCUACUGUAUUCGAAAACUAUGUUGCAGAUAUCGAAGUUGAUAACAGACAAGUUGAAUUAGCUCUUUGGGACACUGCUGGCCAGGAAGAUUAUGAUAGGUUACGGCCACUUUCUUAUCCUGAUACGGAUGUAGUUCUGUUGUGUUAUAGUAUUGAUUCUCCUGAUAGUUUCGAAAACAUUCCUGAAAAAUGGUUGCCAGAAAUCCGGCAUUUUUGUCCUGAUGUCCCCAUUAUCUUAGUUGGAAACAAAAAAGACUUACGACAUGAUGAGGCUACGAAGAAUGAGCUUCAUAGAACCAAGCAACUUCCCGUUACUUUUAAUGAGGGUAAAGAAAUGGCUGAAAAUAUUAAUGCUUAUGCGUUCUUUGAGUGUUCAGCUAAGACCAAGGAAGGUGUCAGCGAUGUCUUUGUAGCAGCUACUCGAGCCGCCUUGAAUUCGGCGAAGAAGAAGAGGAGGAAAUGUGAUUUAAUUUGAUCCUCACUGUUCUCUAAAUUGUCUAAACUUGAUUUUCCGGUCUCCAAAACGUACAUUCCCUCCUAAUUCUUCCUCAGGACCUUAAAUUGCUACUUCUAUGGACUACUUGUUUCUUUAACGAUCAUACUUUUUGUUUACCAACAAGACAAUCCAUUCCACGGAAAUACUUACCAUUUAUUUUUGUCUUGAUACUAAGACAGGGCAUGCCUCAUUCGGCUUUUUAACUUUGUUAUCCAGCAUUCAUACCUGUUGAGUGUAACAAAAUAUACAAAGCCAGUUUAUAACUAAAUUCUGUUCCAAGUUUAUCCGGUCUGCAAAAUGAUUGCGACUCACCUACUUACUAUGUGUUAUGCUUCGUAUAUUCACAAGAGUGGAGCGGAAAGUUGCCUUGUUUAUUUCUGUUUGGUUUACGUAGCGGCGCAGGUUCAGAUUAAUUAUUAUUACUUCUCCAGUUACAUCUAAUGAGUCGGUUUUGGCUCAAAAGAGUGUACUGACCAUGAAUACUGUUUCAUUUCACAAUGCCAUUACCUGCUGUUUGUGUGAUAUAUAGUGAGUGUUUUACUUAUCGUUGUUGUGAAACGUACUUUUUAACCCUUAUUUGUUUGCCAAUGUAGUCUACUGCUACCAAGAAAGCCGGGUUACACUACUUGUGGGAAGAGCCAGCGACUUGGACUUGUUAUAAAACGGAUAUUUUUGUUCCUAACCUUUUUCCGUACUUCGGAUUGCCUCAAGGUAUUUUGAACAUAUACUGUUAUAACCAGUGUGAUCCAUUGUCCUGAACAUCACAAAUCAGAAAACCUGGGUUAUCAAAUAUUUGGUGGGAUUUGAGAUACGUUUGCUAUAUCUCAACAAACAACUCCAUUCCAUACCACUGUUUGGUUGACUAGUGGUUUAAAACGCCAAAUAAUAUUUCCGUUAUUUGUAGCCCAAAUGUAAUUAAUCAGUGUUGGUUGUAUUCUGAUUCAUCUAUUUGUAUGGUCAGUAACAAAGCAACUAGAGAGGAAUAAUAGGAAUUGAAGAG